Molecule: messenger RNA, 1550 nt
Organism: Guyanagaster necrorhizus
Lineage: Eukaryota; Fungi; Basidiomycota; Agaricomycetes; Agaricales; Physalacriaceae
Exons: 6
Coding region: 63-1403 (446 amino acids)
Source: RefSeq, a predicted model, not a curated record
CUUCCCACGAGAUUCCGCCUUGCUGAGGUCACUCCGUGUUGCUUCCUUCGUCUUCCAGCUUGAUGGAGUCGAUAUAUUAUCAUCAGCUGGGGGGUUUCGAAAGCAGGCGACUCGAUUUUUCAUGGGCUAAAGGGGGAGAAUUCUGGGAUCAUGACAGACUUGCAAGUGAUGUGUUCUCGAUAGCCAAAGACGGGAUGCUACAGCUGGCGCUCGGUAUUACGAACACCGGCGCUUCAUACCUGCUGAUACCUGAGCAUCGAGCCAAAGUCAUUGCAAGCAACUGUCGUCUUAAAUAUCCCAACCCCCGAAACUGUAUCAGUGCCAGAGACUUUGAAUCGAUAUCCCCCAUCGAGUUCAAAACGUGGGUCGAACUUUCCAAGAAACUCCGAUCGCUAGCUUCUGCAAAGAACAAAAAAAAGAGGAAAUACGAUAUGCCCCCUACGGAUACGAGCAAAGCAAAUAAAGGGUAUGACACAAUUGCGAUGGAUCCUGACAGACGUAACGAUGGUUUAUAUCGCCCUCUUUUCGAACACGGAAGGGUACUAUAUCGGCUGAAGCAGAAUAUACUUGACGAUAACCUGAUAAAAGUGGAGAAAGCGUCAUGGCUCAACACGUUUCGGAUGUGCUCCUUCAUAUACAACAGAUGGCAAUCAGGCAGCCCCACGAUACUGGACAUCGGCCUUGCUGAAGGAGUGCCUGGGCAACUCGAUCCGCCUCCAGCCGUCAGACAGCUUGUCAUAAAGAGGAAUCUGAUGCUCGAUGGGGGCAAACGCGAUACAUUCAUCUAUGGCACUGCGGAGCAAGUUGACGAAGAUGAUGCAACCCGAGUGGUACAAGACUUUUUCCACAAACGUGGUUCCGAGCCAAUGCUGCUUCUUGUUUGUGGGCGAAGAGAUACGCUGGAGGUCCUCAGUCAAUGUUAUGGUGUGGACAGCACGACCUGGGAUAAUGGCCUUAAGGACCUCCUCCAGCCCUCAUUCAGGACUCGAUCCGAGUGCCCGGUCUAUGUUGUAGACGUAAAAGAGAUGGCACUCAAACAUUUAAAGGUAGACGAACAACAGCUAAAGACGGUACAUCUUAUCUGUGCCAAACUCGGAUUGAUCCCCAGAGGACAGAAAAAAACCGUGUCUGCCGGGAACGACUCGAAGAGGAUUUUUGAGGCUUUGACCGUAUUAGUGGAAGGACCAGCCAUCGAUGAAGAGCGGCUUCCGCGAGAAAACCCGGGCCUCGUGGCGUCUUUGUCUUUGUCGGCCAACAAUGAUGGAGAUGAUCCAGGUUCGGACUAUGACCCGAAUGACGUUGUACAACAAACGUCCGUUUCAACGGCUUCGUCAGCGAAUCCAACGGGCAAUAGUUAUGAUGAUGAUGAUGAUGAUUCGGACUAUGGUGAUGUUGAUGAAUGAGGAUAUAAUUGCCCUUGCAACUAGAAGGAUGUAGCGGGUACGGUCAUAUCUUUUGUUGUAUUGAAAAAUCCUGUAAUUCUGCAAGCAUCUUAUCGACUGAAAGCAUAUACCAAUCAAACAUUGGCAGAUAACCACUGGACUUCAGGG